Messenger RNA from Heterocephalus glaber (naked mole-rat), 845 nucleotides. It is a transcript of the gene Prr32, whose product is annotated as proline rich 32. NCBI's taxonomy places the organism in Eukaryota, Metazoa, Chordata, Mammalia, Rodentia, Bathyergidae. The record is from RefSeq and is a predicted model, not a curated record.
CUUGCAGAACAUGGCCCUUCAUACAUAAUGGCAGCUAUGAACAAAAACAGGACCAGGAAUCUGCAGCAUGAUGUUCCCCUCCAGUUUCUGAACUCCAUUCAAAAAAAUGAUAAGGAUGAUGCAAUGUUUUGGGGCUACCUUCAUCACAUACUGAGACCUCCCUUCAAUCUGUUGACAGCUGUGCAAGGAGACCAACUGAAUCGACCAUCUGAGAAAACAGGAUCCCACAUUCUGGGUAGUUUACGAGCUCUCAGAUAUCUCUGUGGGCUGCCAACUGCUGUCAUCAAAGAUUUCCUAGCGAGAGCAGAAGUAAAUAACUUUGAAGUUCUGGCAGACCAUAGGCAGAAGGGUCAGGAUUCUAUUAGUGUAUCCCAGGCAGUAUCUUGCAGUCCUCUGUCACUGAUGGUAGGGGCACGAGUCAGCAAAUGGGCUUCUGAGAGGGGUGGCAAUAAUACAAGGUCAUAUAUGGCUUUGCCAAGAGGCCUAAUACUCUUUCCACCUAAAGGCCUACAAAUAAGAGCUCCUGCAUGCCUUCCCACCCUUAGAUCAGGAACAGCAAUAGUGAUGCCUCCAGGAAAUACUAGAAUAGGCUACAACAGAAGGCUGGCUGAUCUUUUUUUUCCCACAAAGAGGCCCAGAGCAUCCUGUGGAUAAUUGGCCAAGGCCUGUCCCUUUGUCUUCCUGUGCUCUGGGAUUACUUGGCUCCAAUGUUCAUUGCUUCAUAUCUCCUCAACCUCUGAGUUUCAAUGGAGUUCUCAAGAUGCGUAUUUCUUUUGCUCCUCCCCUAGUGUUUGGUCUUCCUCUGUCACCUUAUUUUGCCCAUCCACACUCUGGGAGAAUGCCAC